AUUUCAUCUGUUAUGUAGUUAAUUGUCAAAAAAAUAUGGAAAAUAAAAUCUCUCAGAUAAAACCGUCACCCCUCAGCAAAAUAAGCAUCGAAACUAAAAAAGUAACACCUCAUUAUUAACCCCUAUUCAAAUUUUGCUUCGACAAUUCGUUCGUUUUAAGUAAAAAUUUACCGUUUUGUUUUGACGUCGACAUAAUGCAACUGUAAUGGUGGUAAUAAGAAAAUGUUAGAAAUUUUCCAAAUGUUUUUGUUCUUGUUCAAGUCGAAAUACCGUCGAAAAUGCUCCUUGUGGCAAGCUUUGUGUUGUGUUGUUGUGUUUUUAAAUGUAUGCUCUCUUGUUAAGGCCAAAUGUGGGGAUUGUAGCGGUAAUGGGGUGUGUAAAAACGAGACUUGUGUGUGCUACGACGGCUGGCAGGGGCCCCAAUGCCAGUUUUGUGGGGGCAAAGUGCGUCUCGGGACUUCCACGGGGACCAUCCACGACGGCCUCGGCAACUACUCCCUCAGCGUGAAGUGCUCCUGGCUGAUCGACGCCCCCAACACCUCCAUCACCCUCCACCUGGAGGAGUUCGCCACGGAGUGCGGCUGGGACCACUUGUACAUCUUCGACGGGGACAGCGUGGAUUCGCCCCUUCUCGCAGUCUUCAGCGGUCUCAUGUACAAAAGCGACUACAGUAUUCGGCGAAUUCCUGAAAUUGUGGCUUAUUCGGGCUCCGCCCUCGUGCACUUUUUCAGCGACGAUGCUUUCAACAUGUCCGGUUUCAAUAUGACUUAUCGACUCAAUGCGUGCCCCUCGAAGAUUUCAGGAAUGGACUGCAGCGGUAAUGGGAUUUGUAUAGAUCAAGUGUGCACGUGCAAUGGGGGCUGGACGGGGGUGGCAUGCCAUCUGCAGAAAUGCCCCGAUAAUUGCGGGCAAAACGACGGGAGAGGGCAUUGCGAGCCGGAGGAUGGGUGUAGGUGUGAGAGUGACUACAAGGGGGAUGAUUGUAGUCAAUAUGCCCCCAAUGGGUAUUGGGAGACGGUCAAUGUGGAGAGUUUUGUGCCCCCAGGAUCGGCCUCGCAUGGGGCUGCUGUUUGGAGGGACUCCAUGUAUGUCAUCGCCGGUGAGAGCUACAGUCGCAGGUUCAUGCUCUAUGUAUACGACUUCAAUGGUAACGUAUGGGAGACACCUUACAUAUCUGAGAGCCCCUCGCAACGUUACGGCCACUCGACUGUCAUCUACGGCGAUAAAAUCUUCCUCUAUGGUGGUGUUUUGGGUAAUCGUGGUCCCACAUCCGAAGUAUGGGCCUUCGAUAUAAAUGCCAAAACUUGGGAGAAUAUAACUGUAAAAGCAGUGGCGUGCAAUUCGAGUGUUUUAAUGUGUGGCCCACUUAAAUCAGCUGGUCACACAGCCACCGUGAUUGAAAAUUCAACAAAUCGGAAAGCCGAUCGUAUGAUUGUUUUAUUUGGUCAUUCYCCKCAUUUGGGUUACUUAAACACAGUACAAGAGUAUUAUUUUGGUACCCGUGAAUGGCAUAUAGUCUCAACGAAAGGAUAUCCAGUCAAAGGUGGUUAUGGACACACAGCCAGCUGGGAUCCCUUAACAGGAAAAAUCUACGUUUAUGGUGGUGUUGUUUCGGAGAAUGAAUCAGCACAAGUUUUGAGUAAAAAUCUAUAUUCGUAUGAUCCAAAUAGUCGGAUUUGGGUGRUGUUGAAGGACGCGCCUUCGGCGCGUUUUCUACACACUUCGACUUUUAUCUCGGGGGGUUUAAUGCUUGUCUUUGGGGGAAAUACCCACAAUGAUACUUUGCARAGUUUCGGUGCWAAAUGUUACAGUUCGGAGUUUCUCGCCUAUGACGUCACAUGCGAUACAUGGCAAGUGUUACAAGUGCCAAAAGAUAUUCAUGCCGAUUUGGCACGAUUUGGUCAUUCGGCUGUCACUUUUGAGGAUUCGUUGUACAUUUAUGGCGGUUUUGAUGGUCAAAUGUUAUCAGAUAUGUUGAAAUACACUCCGGGAAAGUGUACGAGUUUUAUCACCUCCAAUGAGUGUUUGAGUAAAAAGCCCGGUGUUAAAUGUGUCUGGGAUAUGAGGAAUAAUUUCUGUAAAGCGAUUCAGAAUAUUCCGGUGAAGAAUUUAACAAUGCAAUUGGAUGGUUUGAUAAUCCGGUGUCCGGAAUUGAGUCGUACGAUGAUUACUCAAAGUUUGAUACAGAAUGAGAAUCGAUGUGAGAAGUUUGAGGAUUGUUUGAGUUGUGUUCAAACGACGAGUGAGUGUGUCUGGUGUGGCACCUCGUGUAUGCAUAAUAAGAAAUGUAGAAAUAGUUCAGAGGCGAAUAUUGCUAAGUUGGAACAAUGUCCACUUGAUCCUAGUCCGAUUUGUAAGCAAUUACAUACUUGCUCGGCUUGCACCUCGCAGCCUUUCUUGGCGGCGUGGAAUUUUAAUAGUGUGUUUUUUCCAGAUGAUUUAACAAUUGACUAUCAGUUCACUUUUAAUUUAUCGAAGAAGGAGGAUCGCCAUUUUACCCAGAUUAAUUUCCGUAAUUCCCCGAUUAAGGCCGAUAUUGAUGCUGAUUUUUCCAUAACUUGUUCCGUUCUUGCCAAAAUGAAUAUAACAAUACGGAGGGGUGGUUCAAAGGARGAGAAGCCGAUUUAUGAGGAUUUCAAUUGUACCACAUUUCGGACGAAAUUCCCUAAAUCUGAGUACAAUUUCGGUGUUGAGGAUAACAUAACCUUGACCACUUUCUACGUGUAUGUUUACGAUUUUCAGCCGCCGCUUUGGAUCCAAAUUUCGUUUUCUCAGUAUCCAAAAUUGAAUUUGCAGCAGUUUUUUAUCACAUUUUCGUCUUGUUUUCUUCUGUUGUUGCUUUUCGCUGCGAUUUUAUGGAAGAUCAAGCAGAGGUAUGAUAUGUAUCGUAGACGGCAGCGACUUUUUGUCGAGAUGGAGCAAAUGGCGUCGCGGCCAUUUUCUCAAGUUUUGGUCGAGGUGGAAGUGAAGGAAAGGCCCGAUUUUGAUAAUUCCGUGAUUGAUUUGAAGCGGAAAAAAAGGGAUGCCCCCAGUCCCAUUGCCUUGGAGCCUUGUUAUGGCAACAAAGCGGCCGUUUUGAGUCUUUUAGUGAGACUACCGACGGGGUGUGAGCCGUACACGGUCAAAGGUCAAUCGGCCGGUUUGGCGAUCGCUAGUGCGUUGGUCACGCUGGGGAAUCCCCGAAAAAUGAGCAUCGAUCAAGUGAAAACCGAGACGAAAAGUGGAAAAUCCCGGAAAUCCCAGAGUCAGCAUCCCGAUAGUUGUCUUUAGUUGGCUUCGGGUCGGUUUUUGUACUUAUUGACCCGAGCCCUAGUGAAAUUGUGAUACGUUUUCCAGGCCAAUUUUUUUAAUAGCAUUAAAUGACAACAAAUUGGAUUCAUUCAUUGUAAUCGGUGUUAUAUUCUUCUUCUCAAAGUAUUUUGAAGCAAUUUUAGCAAUAUGACUAACUGCUUGUUUUAAAUAGACUUGGUUUUGUGUGGUGAGCUUUUUUAAGACAUUUUAAUGAGAGACUGAACAUAUUUAUUGUUUUAUAUUGAUAUUUUUUCAUCUAGAUCUGUUGUUUUUUACGGUAAUGGGCUCGAAUUUUAUUUACUCAUGGAUCGACUAGUCCUUGAAUCAUUUAAUGCGGUCCUGAUCUCAUUACGUACUCUUUUACUCAAGUUUUAGAACAUGUGUCUGGUUUCAAUUUUUAUCAUAUACUCUUAGAUGCCACAUAUUUUAGUAUUUUCCAUUUUUAUUUACUGCCAUGUACCUACUAUAUUAUGUACAAUUAUUUCUAUUGUAAAUAAAUCAUUAGUUAUG
Messenger RNA from Tribolium madens (black flour beetle), 3801 nucleotides. It is a transcript of the gene dsd, whose product is annotated as attractin-like protein 1. The transcript is spliced from 4 exons. Lineage: Eukaryota; Metazoa; Arthropoda; Insecta; Coleoptera; Tenebrionidae. Gene Ontology annotation, molecular function: protein binding. Gene Ontology annotation, cellular component: Golgi apparatus. The record is from RefSeq and is a predicted model, not a curated record. Bases 223 to 3270 code for a protein of 1015 amino acids.